Messenger RNA from Coregonus sp. 'balchen', 20566 nucleotides. NCBI's taxonomy places the organism in Eukaryota, Metazoa, Chordata, Actinopteri, Salmoniformes, Salmonidae. The record is from the annotation of a GenBank genome assembly.
AUGCUCCCCCCAUCUACUCAAUCUACUUGGCAACGCGACUCAAUCUAUCUCCCGCUGGGCCCACAGCCUGAACCCCUGACCUCUAGGUCGGGGGUACCCUCCCUCUGGCUGUACAGCUGGCCUCUUUCUCAUCCCGCUGACCCCCCACACAGCCCAGCCACCCCCACCCUAGCCACCCCAGCCAACCAGUCAGCUAGCCAGCCCAUCCCAGAGCUGGGGCAGUGGUCUAGUCUGGGGUUAAUGUACCAAACUACUCCCAUUGUCUCUGGAUUAAUGAAGUGUUCCCUGCCUGUCCCCUUUCAUUCAGAGACAAGGAGACAUGUAAGGAGUGUUACAUUUUAAAUGGCAAUCGACACACAUUGGCCUUCAAGUCAGUAAGUCAUAUACAGACACUGCAUAAGUGGCUGUAGCCUUAGAAGUAAUGACAUUGUGUAUGCUGCUUUUGAUGCACUUGUCUUCCCUGUUAUCCAUUUCAAUUCAUGGACAGUGGGAGAAGGUGGCUCUUGAAUAAUAGGAGGAGGUAGCAUCUGUGUCAUUUCUGAAGAUGGAAGGUCGGCCAUGUCUACCCUAAAGAACAGCGAGGGAGACCUCUAGAGGAAGGAAAUGGAACAGCAUGAAUAUACCUUCUCUCUGCCGCUCCACACACAGUCCAGUGCUCUGUUUCUGACCUCACACUGUCCACUAUUGCUCAAUGACAGGCUUUAGUUGUUGCCCAGAUCCUUACGCCUUACACAACAUCACUGCUAGGGUAUUGUAAGAACAGUAACCAACCACCACUGUAAGAGCAUCAAUAAGUGUGUGUUUGCAACGUUAAAUUUACAGACUGAACUUGAAAUUAUUCAAGUACAAAACCACCAUUAUCCACAGUUCAUUGUGUCCCAAUACUGACAUAUGGCAUCUAAGAUACCAAUGAUGUCACCGACACUGAGUGUGUGUCCCACAUGGCACCCUAUUCCACAGGCGGCCGGUGGCACCUUAAUUGGAAAGGAUGUGCUCAUAGUAAUGGCUGGAACUGAAUAAAUUAAAUGGUAUCGAACACAUCAAACAUGUGGUUUCCAUGUGUUUGAUACCAUUCCAUUUAUUAUUGAAGUUGUAUUUUAAGUUAAUUAAAUGAUAUAAAGUGAGUUUGAUUAUGUGCAGUCUUGCCAGAGUCUUUAGCUGCGUAGCCUUUGUUCUGGCAGAGAGAUGAGCAAUAAAGAGGCAGGUGAUUUAUCAACUGGAUGAACCCCGUCCAGACAGGGAGGUCCUACUGCCAGCUACACUUCAGCUACACUACGUACUGCUACUGCCAUUUAUACUACACACUGUACUCUAGUAGUCUCAGUCUGAGCCUGGUCGUUACUCGUUGCCAGUUGCUUUUACAGUCCACAUGGAUGCACCACCAGGUGUUACUGUGGUGAAAAGAAAACAAUUCUGCUGCACCGUUGCUCUUCAGACCAGAGGAGGAGGGUGUGUUAGGCGUGGUGUGUGUGUGUGUUAGGCAUGGUGUGUAUGUGUGUUAGGCGUGGUGUGUGUGUGUGUUAGGCGUGUUGUGUGUGUGUGUUAGGCGUGGUGUGUGUGUGUGUGUGUUAGGCAUGGUGUGUGUGUGUGUGUGUGUGUGUGUGUGUGUUAGGCAUGGUGUGUGUGUUGCGUGUGUCAGGUGUGGAAUCAGGCAGGGCGUGGAGCGCUGCCUACAGCCGACAGCUUGUUACGGUGUUACGAUGCUGUGAUUGGUGACCUGCGUAAUUGACCUCUAACCUCUGACCCCUUCCUGUCGUUUGCAGUGCUGAGUAUCCGUGGCGCCCAGGAGGAGGAGCCUCCAGAUGCCCAGCUCAUGCGAUUGGACAACAUGUUGCUGGCGGAGGGCGUGUCUGGACCGGAGAAGGGAGGCGGUUCUGCAGCGGCUGCGGCUGCAGCUGCAGCCUCAGGAGGCGGGGCAGGAGCGGAUACUUCAGCGGAACACUCGGACUACAGAGCCAAGCUCUCUCAGAUCAGACAGAUCUACCACACAGAGCUGGAGAAAUACGAACAGGUGAGGGUUGACAGGAUGCACUCACCCUUCAGAGAACUACUGGUGCCUUUUACCAUAAUCACAUACUCUAACCCUGUAACCCAAACACACCAGCUCCUCCCAUCACAGUGAUUAUUUAUUACAUCACAACUUCAGGCUAAGGAUUCCUUUAAACCCAUCCAAGCCCUGCUAACCCCACUGCAGGAACACAGUGUUGUAACCCACUGACUCAUGUCCAUUCAUGUUGACGACGCCUCACCAGAGUCGGUAGCUGAGAAACAAUAGAAACUGCAAGGUCAUUUCUGAUAUUUACAUACCAAAUUAGGAAACUUUCUACAUUUAUGGCGUCCAUCUAAAGAUGUGAAAAAAACAUUGGACUGAUUUUCUCUCAUCCCCAUGUAAUGUGCAGUUUCCUUCUGUUCUCCAUGUCAUUAUCUACCAUGCCAAUAAAUCAGAGUGGAUUUUACUGCAUAGCGUUAUGUCUACUUUCUAACCAAUAUUCACACAGUCAAACUGUGACUGGCUGGAAUGAAUGCAUGCCCUGUUAGAUGAAAUGCAAAUGUUUUUUCCGUAUAGCCCUAGACACUGCUUACAUUUUCAUUCAUAUAAAAAAGCAAAGCCAAAGUGUUGUGAUGUUAGUCUAUAGACAGGGUUGCCAUCCUGAAACAUACAUACAGUGGAGUAGGGUGAAGUUGCCUCUAGACGCUGAUCUUGGGUCAGUUUUACAUUUCCCCCACUAUUCGUUAAGGUUAGGAUUGGGGGAGGGGAAGCUGAUCCUAGAUCUGUACCUAGGGGAAACUUCACCCUGGAGCCACAUAUAAUAGGCAGGGCUGUAGCAGUUAGGAGUAGUGUGGGAAACAGUCCUGUGACUAUGCCACCAUCACAUGCUGACAAUGUACUAUAUAAUAAUAUAUCAUAUGUAAUAUAUAUGUAAUAUACUGUAUUUAAGAUGGUAUCCCAUGGCGGAUGGAGGGGGGAGAGUUACACAGGGAGUCAUGGCAACGGAAACAAGGUACUCCUCCACUGCAGACCACUGCCCUCCCAUACACUUUAUAGAGAGAUACUAUAUUUUAUAGUCAUAAUAUCAUUAAUUUAACAACAUUAUUAUUUUACUUUGGUUAGGUUGUUUACCAAAUAGACACCCUUUAUUCAGGAUGUCUUGAAUCAAGUAAAUAUUUUCACAUCUGCCAAGUUUUAAUAAAGCUGGGUUAGUAGUAACUGAAUCUAUUCAGAAUCCAAUGUGAACUUGGCUCCUGUGAUUUUAUUUACAACCCAGAGCUUUCAAACCCAGCAUUUUAUACCACACUUCCCUCCCUUGCAAUCUCAGCGAUAGUGAACAGACUCCCACUGUCAGGAUCAGGAUUAGGAACUGGAUGGCAACCCAGUCUUGUAAAGCAGUAGUGUUGCUUAAGGAGAAAAAAUACUGUAACUCACUCAUGAUUUAUUACCACAAUUUAUUAGUAGCUUUGCUAACAGCUUUACCAGGUUUUUUAUUUAUUAUUUUUCUAUUUAUUUAUUUCUAUACGUUUAUUUGUAAUUUAUGCAAUGCGACAGGCCCUCAGUGAACAGAAAACGUCUGCAAGCUUUUAAUACUUCCUGUAGAAUCCCAAGCAUUAGAUUGUACUCCCUCUACCAUGUUUGCAUGUGUUUUGUUUCAGAUAAGGCCCAUAUACACAUGAACCAUGAUAUACGUUUCUGUGCUUGGUCUGCGUGUGUGUUAACCAAUGUUGUAAUGAUGACAUACAGUGCCUUCAGAAAGUAGUCACACCCCUUGACUUUUCCAAAUUUUGUUGUGUUACAGCCUGAAUUUAAAGUCACUGGCCUACACACAAUACCCCACAAUGUCAAAGUGGAAUUAUGUUUUUUGACAUUUUUACAAAGAAAUUAAAGCUGAAAUGUCUUGAGUCAAUAAAUAUUCAACCCCUUUGUUAUGGCAAACCUAAAUAAGUUCAGGAGUAAAAAUGCACAUAAGUUGCAUGGACUCACUCUGUGUGCAAUAAUCGUGUUUAACGUGAUUUUUGAAUGACUGCCUCAUCUCUGUUCCCCACACAUACAAUUGUAAGGUCCUUCAGUCGAGCAGUGAAUUUCAAACACAGACUCAACUACAAAUACCAGGGAGGUUACCCAAUGCCUCGCAAAGAAGGGCACCUAUUGGUAGAUGGGUAAAAGAAAAAGCAGACAUUGAAUAUCCCUUUGAGCAUGGUGAUGUUAUUAAUUACACUUUGAAUGGUGUAUCAAUACUCAAUAAUCUAACUUAGUUGCCGGAGAGGAAGAAAACCGCUCAGGGAUUUCACCAUGAGGCCGAUGGUGACUUUAAAACAGUUACAGAGUAUAAUGGCUGUGAUAGGAGAAAUGGAUCAACAAAAUUGUAGUUACUCCACAAUACUAACCUAAUUGAAAGAGUGAAAAGAAGGAAGCCUGUACAGAAUACAAAUAUUCCAAAACAUGCAUCCUGUUUGCAACAAGGCACUAAAGUGAUACUGCAAAAAAAUGUGGCAAAGAAAUUAACUUUUUGUCUUGAAUACAAAGUGUUAUGUUUGGGGCAAAUCCAAUACAGCACAUUACUGAGUACCACUCUCCAUAUUUUCAAGCAUAGUGGUGGAUGCAUCAUGUUAUGGGUAUGCUUGUAAUAGUUAACGACUGGAUAAAGUUUUUCAGGAUAAAAAAGAAACUGAGCACAGGGAAAAUCCUAGAGGAAAAUCUGGUUCAGACUGCUUUCCACCAGACAUUGGGAGAUUCAUUCAUUUUCAGCAGGACAGUAACCUAAAACAAAAGGCCAAAUCUACUGGAGUUGCUUACCAAGAAGACAGUGAAUGUUAAUGAGUGGCCGAGUUACAGUUUUUACUUAAAUCUGCUUGAAAAUCUAUGGCAAGACCUGAAAAUGGUUGUCUAGCAAGUAUCAACAACCAAUUUGACAGAGCUUGAAGAAUUAAAAAAAUAAUAAUGUGUAAAUAUUGUACAAUCCAGGUGUGGAAAGCUCUUAGAGACUUAUCCAAAAAAACGCACAGCUGUCAUCGCUGCCAAAGGUGAUUCUAUUGACUCAGGGGGUUGAAUACUUAUCUAAUCAACAUAUACUGUAUUAGUGUUUUAUUUUUCAUAUAUAUUUUUUUACAAAUGUUAUAAUUUUUCUUCCACUUUGACAUUAGAGUAUUUUGUGUCGAUCGCUGACAACAAAUGACAAUUAAAUCAAUUUUAAUCCCACUUUGUAACACAACAGAAUGUGGAAAAAGUCAAGGGGUGUGAAUACUUUCUGAAGGCACUGUGCCAGAUGGCUUCACUGUCAUCCCCAUGCAUCACUGUAUGACACCAACACCAUGACCACUCUGCACCUUACCUCUCAUAUCAUCACCACCUAUUCACUGUCAUUUACAUUCAUUGUACAGUCAUGUUUGUGUUUAUUGUCUCUCUUCAUUCACAUCCCUGCUGCUUUUAUAACUAUUGCUUUCGUGUCAAUAAAGACCUUUGAGAUGUGUGAAUAUGGCAGACAUAUUGUAUAGUGACAGGGACAGAGAGAGAAAGAGAGAGAGAAAAAAAGAGAGUGGGAGAGAGAGUGAUUAAAAGAAGGAGAAUGAGAGAGACAAGGAAAGAGGGAGAGAGUUAGAGAGAAAGAGAAAAAGACAGGGAGCGAAAGAGGGAGCGAGACAGAGGUAUACUGUAAUAUCAUGUCAGGUUCACGCCUGGUGCCACACAGGAGGAUGAGUAUAACAUCAUGGCAUGUUCAUCUCUCAAACCUCUCGGCUGCGGUGAGAAGAGAAGGUGUGCUUCUCGUCAGCAGGGACUAGCAGCUGUCAGUUCCCCAUGUCUCCUUUUUUUUAAAGACGACACUUACAGUUGCCAUCGCCACUUCUGUUUAAUAUGAAAAAUGUCACCACUUAUAUUCCCCCUUGGCUUCCCAACGUGGAAGCAUUCCCCAGAACUGCAUGCAUUAAACACUGCUUGAUUUCUAUAUCAUUUUUCCUUUCUGUGUAUGUGCAAGACAUUGAUUCAUUUAGAAUAUCAUAUAUAAUUUCCCUCUACAUGCAGACACUGGCUUUAGUCUAACGGUAAAAGAUAUGGCCAGCUCUUACAAUAGCCAUGCAGUAUUUCUCAACCAUGGUGAGGCUGCUAUGGGCACUCUCACACACAACAUUUAUUUUGACUGUCUAGAUAGAAUAAACUGAAGUCACGCUGGAUAACAGUGUCUGCUAAAUUACUAAAAUGUAAAUGUAACAAACCACAUUGUUCUAUCUAUCUAUCUAUCUAUCUAUCUAUCUAUCUAUCUAUCUAUCUAUCUAUCUAUCUAUCUAUCUAUCUAUCUAUCUAUCUAUCUAUCUAUCUAUCUAUCUAUCUAUCUAUCUAUCUAUCUAUCUAUCUAUCUAUCUAUCUAUCUAUCUAUCUAUCUAUCUAUCUAUCUAUCUAUCUAUCUAUCUAUCUAUCUAUCUAUCUAUCUAUCUAUCUAUCUAUCUAUCUAUCUAUCUAUCUAUCUAUCUAUCUAUCUGUUGACCUUCUCUCUCUGUUUGUCUCUUCCCCCCCCUCUGCAGGCUUGUAACGAGUUCACUACCCAUGUGAUGAACCUGCUGAGGGAGCAGAGUCGCACGCGGCCCAUCUCUCCCAAGGAGAUAGAGCGCAUGGUGGGCAUCAUCCACCGCAAGUUCAGCUCCAUCCAGAUGCAGCUCAAACAGAGCACCUGCGAAGCCGUCAUGAUCCUGCGCUCACGCUUCCUCGACGCCAGGUGUGUGUCUCUGUGUGUGUGUGCUUACAGCUAUACAAAUUACCACAUACAAAGUCACUGUACCACUACAAUGUUUUGUUGACUUGCAUAGCUAGCUACAGUAUGUCCCUACCUGUAACUGCAAUAUUCACAUUAAGUGUUUUUACAGUAGCAUACAGAAAACAAGUAAUAUCCACAGCAGGUUAUUCUACAGCUUACCACCACUCUAUACAACAUCAUCACAACUGAUCUUCCAAAAUCUUCCAAGCCUUUGAGCCUACCUACAGUACAUCUCUGGGUGCCAUUUGGACCAGCACAUACGAGGUUGCUGCUUGGCCACUGACAGUCCUCUCCUCUCUCCAGGCUCCAUAACGCUAAAUGUUGCCCUUUUUUAAUAUAAUGGCUUGUUUCUUUUGAUGCAUGUUUUGGAUUUGCAUACAUUUCUCCAAGGAUAAAUCUCACUCCGUGUCGGAGUUGGAGGCAUAACAUUUAAAUGAGGCUUGUGCUCUUCUCACAAAGCGGCCCAUCUAUUAUUUUGCAAAUGGGGAAGGAGGGAAGGGCUUUCAGUGAGAGAGAGACAGAGAGAGAGACAGAGAGAGAGAGAGAGAAAGAGAGAAGAGAGAGAGAGAGAGAGAGAGAGAGAGAGGAAGAAGAGAGAGAGAGAGAGAGAGAGCGACGAUCAUAGCGACUCUCGUGCUUCUUGAGAGCUCUCUCUAUUUUUAGCGAGUCCUCCUUGUAUCUCUCAGCUCGCUCUCUCUCUCGCUCCUCUCUCUCUUUCUCUCUACUCUCUCAUCUCUCUCUCAUUUCGCGCGUAUCCUCCUCAUACUCUCGGGCCCCGCGUCAACCUCUUUCUAUCCUCUCUCUCUUCUUCUCUCUCUCUCUCUCUCUCGUUCUCUCGUCUCUGCUCGCUCUCUCAUCGCGCUCUGUUUCGCAUGCUCUCCUCGUGUCUCGCGAUCCUCAGCUCUUCUCAGUAGCGCCAUCAGACGGAGAGAGAGAAGAGAGCAAGCCAGACAGACAGACAGACAGACAACAGACAGACGAGACAGACAGACGAAUACACAGACAGACAAGACAGACAGACAGACAGACAACAGACAGACAGACAGACAACGACAGACAGACAGACAGAGAUAGCGAGAGAGAGAGAGAGAGAAGAGAGAGAGAAGGAGGGGGAGAGAGAGAGAGAGAGACCGACAGACAGACAGAAGACAGACAGACAGACAGACAGACAGACAGACAGAACAGACAGACAGACAGACAUACAGCAGACGACCGACAGACAGACCGACAGAGAGAGAGAGAGAGAGAGAGAGAGUGAGACAGAGAGAGAGACAGAGAGAGAGAGAGUGAGACAGAGAGACAGAGAGAGAGAGGGGCACUGCUCUACCAGGCUCAGCUCUAGUGAUUAAUCUGCAGCCUGCCCUAGCACCAUGCUGUGCACAUUUACAUAUUCUCAUUCAGGCUUUUGGAGUGCGGGAUGGAGAUUUCAGCACAAAUCUCUCUAACCAGUCAGUUGAUGCGAUGCAUGGAGUCAAGCAUUUUACAGGGUUCCCUUCCCAGCUUAUGUAAAACCCUCUCAUGAGACGUGGCACAUGCAGACAUAACCUAAUAGAGGGUGGAGAUGGAGAAGGAGGAAGAGAUGGAGGGGUCAGUGAACUGAACGCGUCAUGUUUACAGCACAUUGUCUAUCCUUUAAUAACGAAGUGUAGUGAUCUGUUGUUUGUCAGGAUUUGCAGGCAGUGUUCAUUUCUAUUUGUGAACCUCUGAAAACAUAUUUUAUACCAGUUUAGGCAGCUGUAUUUAAUGUAUAAAUGUUAUUUAUUUUGCUCAUUUGCACCCCAGUAUCUCUAUUUGCACAUCAUCUUCUGCACAUCUAUCACUCCAGUGUUAAUACUAAAUUGUAAUUAUUUUGCACUAUGGCCUAUUUAUUGCCUUACCUCCAUAACUUACUACAUUUGCACACACUGUAUAUAGAUUUUCUAUUGUGUUAUUGACUGUAUGUUUUUGUUUAUCCCAUGUGUAACUCUGUGUUGUUGUUGUUUUUAUCGCACUGCUUUGCUUUAUCUUGGCCAGGUCGCAGUUGUAAAUGAGAAAUUGUUCUCAACUGGCUUACCUGGUUAAAUAAAGGUGAAAAAAAAAAUGAAAAAAAAAAGAAAAUGUUUUUUGUAUUGAAUUGGGUGGCAGUUGUAUUGUUACUGUAUGGGGUGCCCCAGUUUAGCUGUUUUACCGCAAGUGGCUUUGACGCAUUUACUCUAUGUAGGCAUUAGAUUUGUAUAUGCUUCUUUGACCAGGCCCUAUGAACGGUAUGUAUUGUACAUGGUGUUUCUUCUGGUCCUAACUAACCAAUCUCUAUCAUUCUCCUUGCAGACGGAAAAGACGGAACUUCAACAAGCAGGCGACAGAGAUCCUGAAUGAGUACUUCUACUCCCACCUGUCUAACCCCUACCCUAGUGAAGAGGCCAAGGAAGAGCUGGCCAAGAAGUGCUCCAUCACAGUUUCACAGGUACAGUACAGUACAGCACAGCACCAACUGUCUGAAGGAAGACCACACUACACCUAGAAGAGGACUACAGAGAGUAGUGGAUUAUUUAUUAUAAUUUUCUUCAUUCAAAGGCUGCAUCGCAGGGACUACAUUGAUAGUGUAAUAUGAUGAUUGAUAAUGUUAUUAAGAUUUCAAUAACAAUACCAAGGUAAACAGCAGUAAGGUUAUGUGUUUUUCAUCCAUCAUUCGGAAAUGGGUAAUCUCCUCAAACGGUUUCAUGAAGUUUAUGCAAAAUUAUUUUGAGGAUGCAUCUGGGCGUUGUUUGCUUCAGGGUCUGAAUGAUUAGUUGAGCGUCUGUGUCCCAAAUGGCACCCUAUUCCCUAUAAUGCACUACUUUUGACCAGAGCCUAUAGAGAAUAGGGGUCCAUUUGGGACACAACCUCUGUGUUCCUGGGUCUGUAAUAAAAUAACCUACCUUCUGUCUGCGUUCGUUUCAAACUUUGCAACAGGAUUGAUUAUUUUUUUCAUUUUAAUGUUGUUUAUCAUUAGUGCUAGCUGGCUUAUCCCGGUAGCUUCAUCGGGGAGUCCAUUAGCUGUAAUGGGUGUUAGCUAGCGGGUGUUGACUGAUUGGUGCUAGCGUGAGCUCUGAUUAUAGCUGCAGUCAUACUGACAUAAUUAGACUAUUAUUGGCAAUCAUUCCCUUCUGCCACUAAUGUGGAAUCACAGCACUGGUCUAUGGAGCCAUCGGUAGCACUCACUACUACCUCAAAGGCUGUCCCAAAUGGCACCCUUUUCCCUUUAUACUGGGACGCUGCCAAAGUCUUCCUUCACUGUCAUAUAUUUGAUAUGCCAGACAGUGGAAGGCCAUGCAUGCAGAACUCAUUCUGAUUCUGAUUUCACACUCACAAUUAGAAAUGUGGGAAAUGAUUUGUGUAACAAAAUAAUUAACAAUUUGCACAUUGUUUGUACAGGUUUCCAACUGGUUCGGAAACAAAAGAAUCAGAUACAAGAAAAAUAUUGGAAAGUUCCAGGAAGAAGCCAAUAUGUAUGCUGCCAAAACUGCCGUCAACGCGACCAACGUAUCCUCACAUGGAAGCCAGGCUAACUCGCCCUCCACUCCAAAUUCUGCAGGUAAAGAACCAAUGGGUUACCCUUUUUACAGAUAGGUUACACUAUUUGGAAGGCUCUGAAUAAACUCUCCAUAUCAAAGGUCAUUUUUCUUCAAAAGAGAAAAAGGAAAAAAGGCUUUGUCCAAGAGUAGGAUACCUGGGCCCCAUAUCAAGUCACCCAAUGCUUUCUGCCCUGUUGUUUUCUUUUCAAUUAACACAGCUUUUCGCGUAUUUUAUCUCAAUACUUACUCUUUUACACUGUCAGAACAUUACAUUUUUGUUGUACCAUUUUCAUUUACUAAAUUCAUUCAUUCAUUAAUCUUGUUGACCAUGAAUAACAUUUGUACAGAAACACAUAAUAACGUAUCAUGACGCUAAGCAUUUUGACUGUAGAAACAUACUAUCAUUCUACUUUCAUAUUGACAAAUGGACACAACAACAACAACAACAACAACAACAACAAUAACCGCCCCUGGCGGCGGUGCUUGACUCACCUUUCCCUCAGCUUUAUGCUGCCACUCUCUAAUCUGUGCUCGCUCUGGCCCUAGCCCUAGCUCUAUAUUCUAACUCUAGCUCUAUAUUCUAACUCUAGCUCUAUAUUCUAACUCUAGCUCUAUGUUCUAACUCUAGCUCUAUAUUCUAACUCUAGCUCUAUGUUCUAACUCUAGCUCUAUAUUCUAACUCUAGCUCUAUAUUCUAACUCUAGCUCUAUGUUCUAACUCUAGCUCUAUAUUCUAACUCUAGCUCUAUGUUCUAACUCUAGCUCUAUAUUCUAACUCUAGCUCUAUGUUCUACUUCUAGCUCUAUAUUCUAACUCUAGCUCUAUAUUCUAACUCUAGCUCUAUGUUCUACUUCUAGCUCUAUAUUCUAACUCUCUAUAUUCUAACUCUCUAUGUUCUAACUCUAUAUUCUAACUCUCUAUAUUCUAACUCUCUAUGUUCUAACUCUAGCUCUAUAUUCUAACUCUCUAUAUUCUAACUCUCUAUAUUCUAACUCUUUAUAUUCUAACUCUAGCUCUAUAUUCUAACUCUAGCUCUAUGUUCUAACUCUAGCUCUAUAUUCUAACUACUAGCUCUAUAUUCUAACUCUCUAUAUUCUAACUCUCUAUAUUCUAACUCUAGCUCUAUAUUCUAACUCUCUAUAUUCUAACUCUCUAUGUUCUAACUCUAGCUCUAUAUUCUAACUCUCUAUAUUCUAACUCUAGCUCUAUAUUCUAACUCUAGCUCUAUAUUCUAACUCUAGCUCUAUAUUCUAAACUCUAGCUCUAUAGUUCUAACUCUAACUCUAUAUUCUAACUCUCUAUAUUCUAACUCUCUAUAUUCUAACUCUCUAUAUUCUAACUCUCUAUAUUCUAACUCUCUAUAUUCUAACUCUAACUCUAUGUUCUAACUCUAACUCUAUAUUCUAACUCUCUAUAUUCUAACUCUCUAUAUUCUAACUCUCUAUAUUCUAACUCUCUAUAUUCUAACUCUAUAUUCUAACUCUAUAUUCUAAACUCUAACUCUAUAUUCUAACUCUCUAUAUUCUAACUCUCUAUAUUCUAACUCUAUAUUCUAAUCUCUAUAUUCUAACUCUAUAUUCUAACUCUCUAUAUUCUAACUCUCUAUAUUCUAACUCUCUAUAUUCUAACUCUCUAUAUUCUAACUCUCUAUAUUCUAACUCUCUAUAUUCUAACUCUCUAUAUUCUAACUCUAGCUCUAUAUUCUAACACUAGCUCUAUAUUCUAACUCUAGCUCUAUGUUCUACUUCUAGCUCUAACUACAGCUCCAGCAUUAGCUCUAUUAACACUUUGCAUGGUGCUUCUCCGGGUCUAACCCUGGACGGGGCCAAACGGCUGAAUCCUGCUCUGCUCGCUCUCUUCUCUCGCUCUGCUCUAUGAUUCCAGUGCUCCCUCUCUCCUUUUCCAGGUUCUGCUGGCUCUUUUAACAUGUCAAACUCCGGCGACUUGUUCAUGAGCGUGCAGUCUCUCAAUGGGGACUCGUACCAAGGGGCUCAGGUUGGAGCCAACGUGCAGUCACAGGUAGGGCCCUAUAACUAAGCAGUGCAGAAGAUACUACUAUAGAAACAGACCCAGACCCACCUCCCUAAGAACAGGCCUUGUAAUCUUAAUCUUAAUCACACCACAGGCAUCUCAGUACUCCUCUAGUGUCUGGAUCACUUUGGGCUCCUAAUACCACCACUACAUAGGGUUUUCAAGGUAUCGUUUUCCACCAUUGUUCCUAAAACAUGCUUAUAGUGAGUGUAGUGAUGAAAAUAAUUAAAUACUCUCUGCAGCUCUUUUUAUAUGUCACUAAUUAAUCCUUUCGACAGUCUUCUAAAUACGUAAUAACAUGUUUUGGUUAUCUUGCUUUUUCUUGUCCAUAGCUGGAUGUAGUUUAUGUACGUUUUCUCUGCCUGUACUGUAUUAUAAUACUACUCUGACCUUGCUUUGUCUGUGUUCCUGUGUUGUGUUUCAGGUGGAUACCCUUCGCCAUGUUAUCAGUCAGACAGGCGGAUACAGUGAGGGCCUCACAGCCAGCCAGAUGUAUAGUCAGCAGAGCAUCAAUGUAAGGAGAAGAAAACACACAACCUUUCUCUUCCCCUACCAAUUAUUUCAAAGCCAUAGGGCUCAGAAUGAUACUUAGUAGGAUUUGUCUCAGCUCCACCACAGUCACCUAGUUGAUUGCUUCAGUAUCGGUCACGCCACGAGCAACGCGCUGGCCAGCAGAACGGCGUCGGGCCGGCCACACAUACACGGCGCGGCCGCCUGAGCCUGUCACGUUCAAUCAGCUCUCCCGCAGCACCUGCAGCCACUCACGGCCAUGUAGCCGUGCAGGGACCGCACAAGCAGGUGACACCUCCUGCGACGCGUGGCUUGGGCACCUGACCCUGAUUAUCACUGCAGGUCCAGAGGCCCUGUUAAAAUCCUAUCAGAACAACCCCAGAGUAGUCACAUAAAAAAUACAAAUAACCAAACCGCUAACCCCUAGAUAAAGCACUGGGGGGCGUAACAUGGGGGCAUAUUUCCAUCAUGUUAUAUUUAAUUCUUAUUUUUUAGGAGAUGGGAAAGGAGUGUGUGUUUUGGGUGAGGGUGGGGGAAGAAGGGGGAGGUUAGCUGGCGGCUGCAAACAGCAGGGAAAUUCACAGCGACAAGCCAUGUCGUAAAAGGGGAAAUCGAUAAGACAGACACAAGGAGAGCGGAGUGUGGACUUAGGACAGCAAUCCAAGCGCAUUGCUCAGAUCAUGCUCCCACCACUCUAAUGGCCCUGACAGCGAGCUGCGGCGGCGUGCCGCGGUGAAAGCUACGACGAGGACGAGAGAGGACGGUCACAGUCACACACAGACGCGUGGCUCGGCUGCUGGCUUCCUCUCCCGUCCCUACGCCUCGCUUGUCGUGCCUCAAUGGCCGUAUGAUAAUGAGAUUAAAUGUCUCCUGUGAAAAAAAAACAUGUAUGUAGUGUAUUCAAAUCCCCCUCCCUGGCUCGCUCUCCGCUCGUCUCCCUCCCACAGAACAGGCUGUGAUAACCCUGAGAGAGCACUACUAAAGUAUUCAAGCCCUGUUCUCAGACAGCACUCUGACCUCAUGGAUAUCGUUAUCCUUGGACGCCUGCUUGCUCCACCAUAUCCUAAAAUGCCACAAUAUGCUAUUUUCCACACACUUUCAUAGCCUUAAAAGAGACUCUUACUGCAUAAUAAGAGAAGGAUAUAAUCUUAUCUGUAUGGUAAGCUGUUCUAACCAGUGAUUUUUGGAAUUAACAUUUAAGAGCAGAGGACAUUUUUAUAUUAAAUUUUUUCUAAUAAAAUAGUACAUAAAAUAUGGUUCCCCGUUCUUAAUAUAGGAUUUGGGGAGAUAUAAUACAUUGUAUCAUAUCUUACAGAAAUUAUUUAUACAUUUUAGCAUUCUGGAGUGGUGUUGUAGUUUAUUUAAUUGCCUCUGCAGCAAUUUACUACUUAUUUGUUUUAAAAAUGACACAUUUACCUCAGUAUCAAACCUAUUCACAAAGCAAAGCCCAAGAAAGCUGUCAGCUUAGAAACAGUGAAUCACCUUUGUGCUCGUCCAGCUUUACAGACGGAGAAGAGAGAGAGAGAAAAAAAGAGAAAGAGAGGUCGGAAAUAUGUCCCAUCUAUCGGUUACACGAUGAAAAGCCUCCCCUCUCUGUGUUGAUAAUGACUGAGCAGAUGCAUAAUGUGAUUUGUGGGAGACUAGAGCAGUAAUUACAGUUUGGAAAUAGACAAAGAGAGUGUCACCAAAGUCAGACAUUUUAAGACUUUUCUUUUCCCUCCAUUUUUUAUUACAGAUUUCCUUCUGCCUGAAAUAACAGGCUUUGAAAUUAAAGGCUGUCGAGGACCAUUUUCAUUUUUUCUGAUGGCAUAAAAUGUGCUAUUAAUAUCCCAAAUGCUCUUUAGCAGGCUCGUCUCCACUGGAAAUGGCCUACACGUCUCUCAUUGUGUUUUUAUUCAAUCUCCCAAUGUCAUAAUUUGCUACCACUGAUUCCUCUUAGGACUGUUUCGUGACUUUUGUUUUAAGGUCCUUUCCAGACAUUGUCACUGUUAUUAUGUGUGUCAUUAAAUGUGACAGGCAUUUAUAUCAAUCCCAGUGAUACAAGAUUGCAAUCAUAUUGGUUUUGAAGUGAAGACAACAUUUUUUCAUUAUAGAAAUUGUACCAUACUGUACGUGAUCUGAUAGUGAUAUUUGUGAUUUACAGAAUUUUCAGUUGCUUCAAACAAGUAAAUUUUUUAUGACAAUUCCGUUCUGAAAUAUGCGGUCUAAGUUACAGUAAUUUGAGUGAAUUAGAUGUUCGUCCAAUGCAGAUUUGGUUUGAGGCUGUAGUGGAUUAUAGGUUGAGUUGUUUAGGAAUUGUUCUAGCAUUAGGAGUAAAGCUCAUACCGUAGCUACUACAUGUGCCAUCAGGACUUCACAGAUACAGCAUUCAAUGCUGCAGAUGAGAUGAUAUAAUGAUCUUAUUGAACUGUACAGUGAAUAUGUACAAGAGAGAAGAAAAAACACAUAGAACACCUUUAUUUAAAAAUUGUAUUUGAUACUUUUACUCCUUUUUUUACUCCCUAAUUUCGUGAUGUCCAACUGGUAGUUACAGUCUUGUCCCAUCGCUGCAACUCCCCUACGGACUCGGGAGAGGCGAAGGUCAAGAGCCAUACAUCCUCUGAAACACGACCCUGCCAAGCGCACUGCUUCUUGACACACUGCUCGCUUAACCCGGAAUCCAGAGAAAAUCUAUGUUAUGGGUACAUGCCUGUGUCCUAUGCCUGUGCUCAUCUUUCCUCUCUCCUUCUGUCUCUUUUGUCUCUCUCUCAGGCAAACGGAGGCUGGCAGGAUGCUACCACCCCCUCAUCAGUGACAUCACCCACAGAAGGACCCGGAAGUGUUCACUCUGACACGUCCAACUAAUCCCUCCACCCUCCUCCUCCACCACUGUCCAGACACCCCCAAACUCAACCCUCGAUCAGCCAGCUCGCCAGUCAGCUCCCCAUCAGAACUGGAGAUGACACUAGACUUGUCACAGGGCAGGAGACCUCUCUCUACAGGUGGGGACUACAGGAUGAAACGCCAUCAUCACCACCACAGACAGUUCUUCACGUGUCAUGUCCCGUCUCUACAACCAGCUAUGACACAGUCAGUCAGUACCCUGAGUAGGGCUCUGUUCUCCCAUCUAUCUACGACCCCAUUCACUGUCUGUUUGUACAGUUUUCUUCACCAGAUAUCCAUGUUGCCUCUGUGUGAUCAUCUGACAAACAGUUACAACACGUAUACACAGUAUGGCCCGUAUCUUGUAGAUUGAAAUGCUUUUCUCACUAUCUCUAUUGACGAUAACAACAAAAAAACAACUGACAACAACGGAAAGUCUUCCAAAAAAGCGUAGUGUUUUGUUUUUUACUUUGUAAUUACUGAUAUUGACAGUAGCUCCCAAUCUCCCUUGUACUGCCUCAAGGCUUGUUUCGAGGACAGUUUUGCCUUUGUGACAAGUUUUACCCUAUAUAAUUACUUCAUUCACAACAUUUGUUUUGUCCAUAGUGCCAAAGUUCAACACAGGAGGUUAAUUUUUAUAAUAUGACAUUGUGCACUUGUAGAAAAAUACAUAUCCAUCUGACGUUUCACAUCACAUACCGUAGCUUAAUUACAUUUCUUGUUAGUAGCUAACAAUGGGAUGCUUUGAAAGGAGAACCUUGAGAUUCAAAUGUUCCUCCUCAUUCUAGCCAUUCUGUUUCAGAGCUUCUACAAUGGGUAAUAAAACAUGACACAUUUUUACUGCAACAAUGGCGUGUGUUCUUGUUCAUACUGAAUGAGUGGUCAACAAUGCAUAAGCAAAACAUAUAAGAGUAACGGUAUGCUCCAGAAUGAAUGGAAGGAAUGGUUUUGAAGGUUAUGAAGAAAUGGAUCAUGGUGAUUCUGGCUUCAUGGUGAUUAUAGAUUAUAGCUUCAUGGUGAUUAUAGAUUAAUGGUGAUUAUAGCUUCAUGGUAAUUCUAUUUACUGGAAUUCUAAUACAUUUCCUGCUCUUGACAUAUUGUUUGUAGUGUGGGCUGAGCAUCAGUUUAAAAAAUGUACCCGGAACACUUAAUCAAUGAGUACAUUAGCAUCAAUUAUAAUAAGCUAAUAUGUCUUUAAGCACAGUACCUUCCAGUGAUUACCCUAUGAAGGGUAACAUUUGUAUUUGUCAAAGAGAAGAACAAAGUACAGAGAACAUACAUGAAUAAUAUGCUUAUAUAGUUUUCAUUCAUGGAACAUAAUUUAUGAUGUGUGUACAUACACAUAAAUACACUACCAUCAUCACUAUCGAUCAGUGUUAUCAUAAUAGCCAAAUACUGCUGGUAACCAAAACCACUUGUGUAAGGUGUAAGUGCAAAAAAGGCAUUUUAAUGUAAAUGUUAAUUCUGAUGUUGUGGUACCAGGUGGUAGUCAUGGAAUACACAACUAAACACAAUUAUUAAAUCUUUCUCAAAGUUACUAUUUUCCUCAUAAUUUCAUGUUAUUGGUACUAAUUACAGUGGCUUGCGAAAGUAUUCACCCCCCUUGGCAUUUUCCUAUUUUGUUGCCUUACAACCUGGAAUUUAAACGGAUUUACACAACAUGCCUACCACUUUGAAGAUGCAAAAUAUUUUUUUGGGUGAAACAAACAAGAAAUAAGACCAAAAAAAAGAAAACUUGAGCAUGCAUAACUAUUCACCCCCCCCCCAAAGUCAAUGCUUUGUAGAGCCACCUUUUGCAGCAAUUACAGCUGCAAGUCUCUUGGGGUAUGUCUCUAUAAGCUUGGCACAUCUAGCCACUGGGAUUUUUACCCAUUCUUCAAGGCAAAACUGCUCCAGCUCCUUCAAGUUGGAUGGGUUCCGCUGGUGUACAGCAAUCUUUAAGUCAUUCCACAGAUUCUCAAUUGGAUUGAGGUUUGGGCUUUGACUAGGCCAUUCCAAGACAUUUAAAUGUUUCCCCUUAAACCACUCGAGUGUUGCUUUAGCAGUAUGCUUAGGGUCAUUGUCCUGCUGGAAGGUGAACCUCCGUCCCAGUCUCAAAUCUCUGGAAGACUGAAACAGGUUUCCCUCAUUAAUUUCCCUGUAUUUAGCACCAUCCAUCAUUCCUUAAAUUCUGACCAGUUUCCCAGUCCCUGCCAAUGAAAAACAUCCCCACAGCAUGAUGCUGCCACCACCAUGCUUCACUGUCGGGAUGGUGUUCUCGGGGUGAUGAGAGGUGUUGGGUUUGCGCCAGACAUAGCGUUUUAUUUGAUGGCCAAAAAGCUCAAUUUUAGUCUCAUCUGACCAGAGUACCUUCUUCCAUAUGUUUGGGGAGUCUCCCACAUGCCUUUUGGCGAACACCAAACAUUUUUAUAAUUUUUUAUUUUAUUAUACAUUUAGCAGACGCUCUUAUCCAGAGCGACUUACAGGAGCAAUUAGGGUUAAGUGCCUUGCUUAAGGGCACAUCGACAGAUUUUUCACCUAGUCGGCUCGGGGAUUAGAACCAGCGACCUUUCGGCUACUGGCACAACGCUCUUACCCACUAAGCUACCUGCCGCCCUUAAACAUGUUUGCUUAUUUUUUUCUUUAAGCAAUGGCUUUUUUCUGGCCACUCCUCUGUAAAGCCCAACUCUGUGGAGUGUAUGGCUUAAAGUGGUCCUAUGGACAGAUACUCCAAUCUCCGCUGUGGAGCUUUGCAGCUCCUUCAGGGUUAUCUUUGGUCUCUUUAUUGCCUCUCUGAUUAAUGCCCUCCUUGCCUGGUCCAUGAGUUUUGGUGGCGGCCCUCUCUUGGCAGGUUUGUUUUGGUGCCGUAUUCUUUCACUUUUUUAAUAAUGGAUUUAAUGGUGCUCCGUGGGAUGUUCAAAGUUUCUGAUAUUUUUUUAUAACCCAACCCUGAUCUGUACUUCUCCACAACUUUGUCCCUGACCUGUUUGGAGAGCUCCUUGGACUUAUUGGUGCCGCUUGAUUGGUGGUGCCCCUUGCUUAGUUGUGUUGCAGACUCUGGGGCCUUUCAGAACAGGUGUAUAUAUACUGAGAUCAUGUGACACUUAUAUUUCACACAGGUGGACUAUAAUUAACUAAUUAUGUGACUUCUGAAGGUAAUUGGUUGCACCAGAUCUUAUUUAGGGGCUUCAUAGCAAAGGGGGUGAAUACAUAUGCACGCACCACUUUUCCAUUAUUUAUUUUUUUGAAUAUUUUGAAACAAGUUAUUUUUUUAAUUUCACCACCACCAAUUUGAACUAUUUUGUGUAUGUCCAUUACAUGAAAUCCAAAUAAAAAUCAAUUUAAAUUACAGGUUGUAAUGCAACAAAAUAGGAAAAACUCCAAGGGGUAUGAAUACUUUUUUUUUUUCAAUAGUAUAUUUCUGUCCAUUUAUUAUUGUCACCGAGUUUGAACAUCCGUCAUAUCAUCCUGUUUUUACAUUUUGUUUAUCAAGGUUGGUCUCUACUCACUCUUAUAUUUCAGUUUUCCCCUAGCAUAUGACUUGAGUCUAAAUUACGCAAAUAAAUAUAAAAUGUGAAAUUAGAUGUAUUCAUUUUGUUGUAGCUACAGUAUUUGCUUACACACAAUUACACAUUGCCUUCUUGGGCAAUUCAACAUAUAUACCCUACAAUUACCUUGAUACCAAAAAAUAACUGCAGAAGCUUCAGCUCUAUAGAUUGGAAUCAGCUUUACCAACUUUGCUUUGUUUGUUUUGUAAAAUGGUGUAUUAUCUGAAGUAUUCAUGAACACCUCAUAGGAAUGUUCAGGUACUCUCUCUGUACUACAAAACCAAAAAUACAGUAGUGUUUGUUUAUAGAUAUGAAAUGGAAAAGACUAACCCUGAUGGCACACAGACAGAUACAGAAGAUGUUUGGAUAUAUUUGUAUGUCCUUGUGUUGUGAAUAACUUGCAUCAUCAUUGUUUUCUCUAUCAUUUUGCUUUUAUUUUGCGUGGUUACAGGAUUUCCAGUACGUUAUAUUUAAUUUUCUUGCUAGCAUAAUGUGAAUUUGCAGAAGAAUGCUCUAUAGAGUAUAUGUAGAUGUGCACCUUUAUUCUUAUUUUGCAUUUUUGGGGGGGAAUUAGACAAUAUCCAUUUAAAAAACAAAGCAGCUACAGUAAAUGUUUGACAGACACAGACAGAUAGUAGGAAAGAGUUCCUCUCACAUUACGGAUAGAAUCCACUCACAGUUCACUUUGUACUUUCAGUCUAAAGCAUUGACACACAAGCUUGCUUCUAAAAUGUUUACUGUCUUGUUAAUUAAAGGUGAUGUGAAAAGUUAGUGUCCAACCAUAUCCUCAUACCAUGGUUAUAGAUAAACAUUAUACAGUGUAACUACAAUACCACACAGCUGAAUCCACCAUAGACUGAAUAUCACAGAAUGUAGAUAGUCCUUCUUUCACAAACAGUAUAUCUUAUAGUUUUUGGAGACGUGGACGUGUACUAUGAUUUUUUUUUUUUUAUAACUACAAAUUGCUUCAUUUUCUCCCACACCCGACAGUCCAGUUGACGGACAACACGUGUACCCUAUGAGUGGACUAUGUUUGAGUGGUGUACCCUGGCCUUUCGAUCCAGAUGUAUAUAUUUUUUUUUUGAACAUUUUAGCCAUGUGGCCAGCAGAACAAUAGCUUUUGUGAUGCAGUGCCCCCCCCCCAAAAAAAGUUACUCUACAUUUCACAAUGCCUGUCCAGUAUCACCGUAUUAUUGAAAGCUUCAUGUAAUGAUGCUUUAAGUUUUUGAAUAUAAAAGGAAAAGAUUACUAUAAAAAAAGAAAGAAGAAACUGUAAAAUUUGUCAAACAUAACAUGUUUUCUUUGUUGCAUGUAUUUUGUUCUUUAAUAAAAUACCGUACUGCAGUGUUUUUGAAUGUUACUUC